Messenger RNA from Dovyalis caffra, 255 nucleotides. The record is from the annotation of a GenBank genome assembly. NCBI's taxonomy places the organism in Eukaryota, Viridiplantae, Streptophyta, Magnoliopsida, Malpighiales, Salicaceae.
AUGGCUAGUGAUAAAGUUGUCAGUCAUGGGAUAGAAUACCAUAACUGGUCCAAAAGGGACAGCUUGAAAGUUCUUAGGCGAGUAGGGAAGCCAAGAAAGCAGAAGAAAGUGAUGGAGAAAUUACAAGAACCUCUACUUCUAGAUGCUUUUACAUUCCAAAACCUGAUGGAAAGGAAGAUUCCAAGUUCUCCUAUCCAUGGUAAAGCCAUUUUAACGAAAGUGAGAGACGACAUUAGGGCCUUAAACACAGCUUAA